Gasterosteus aculeatus aculeatus (three-spined stickleback) is the source of this 1446-nucleotide messenger RNA. RefSeq names its product growth arrest and DNA damage-inducible protein GADD45 gamma. Lineage: Eukaryota; Metazoa; Chordata; Actinopteri; Perciformes; Gasterosteidae. Gene Ontology annotation, biological process: regulation of cell cycle. The record is from RefSeq and is a predicted model, not a curated record. Gene Ontology annotation, cellular component: nucleus; cytoplasm.
CCGAAAGCACUCUGCUCUCUUUCGGAUUAACCAUCUGACUAAGCUUUCUGUUGCUCUGUUGCUGAAUAUCUGCAUCAUUUUCACCAUGACUUUUGAGGAAGUUCUGAUCCAGAAACCCGCCGAGCGUGCACAGUGCACCGGCAAAGCCCUGGAGGAGGUCCUGGUGUCCGCGCAGGACAACGACGCGCUCACCGUUGGCGUCUACGAGUGCGCAAAAGUGAUGAAUCUCGACCCAGACAGCGUGUCCUUCUGCGUCCUGGCCAUGGACGAGGACUUCCAGUGUGACAUCGCUCUGCAGAUCCACUUCACCCUCAUCCAGUCCUUCUGCUUCGACAACGACAUCAGCAUCGUCAGAGUGAGCGACACGCAGCGCGUGGCUGAGAUUGUCGGUGACAAGGCGCAGCUGGAAGACGCCCACUGUGUCCUCAUCACGAACCCAGCCGAAGGGUCUUGGGAGGACCCCGCUCUGGAGAAGCUGCACCUGUUCUGCGAGGAGAGCCGCAAUGUGAACGACUGGGUGCCCGAGAUCGUCCUCCCCGAGCGCUGAUCCGGGCCUCGGCUCCUCUCUUGCUCGAGAUGCUGUGAAGCUUCUUAUCUGGAAAUAUUCACCCUGAUGGACAGGGUGACCCUGUUUCUGCUCAUCCCUGGAUCCUCCUGAGGAGGGUUCCCGUCCAGGCAGCACGGCGCCGGCCCGAGGAGCCCCCCCCCCCCCACCACCCCGGCACGCCGCCGUGACCCGUCGCCUCUUGUCCCGUCCAUGCCAAGAUGCCUCUCAUUCUUUAUGUGAACGAGAGUCAGGUAUGCCGCAGGAGCGACACGUCGACCCUCAUUCUUUGUGCGGAUGAGGUUUGGAGAGGAAGGAGAUGCGAGUUCUGCGUCCUGUGGCCCCACAGAGCGAACGGCGCACGUUGAAGCACGCGCAGCAGGAGAAGAAGCGGUGCUGAGGAAGAGGCCUUCUUAAAAAGAGACUUUUUUAACGAUGUCCUCUUUGCUGAGCAACAGGACAACAGUUGCAAUCAGCGAAAAUGCUUCCCACUUUCCAGAAUUGUCUUAAUUCUCUAAAGGUUUCACUUUAGAAAUUUAAAAAUGACAAAUGAUAUUCUAAAAAAAAAAAUUGAGAAAAAAUGUUAUUCUCUAAAGGUUUCACUUUAGAAAUUCAACGAUGACAAAUAAUUUUCUAAAAAAAAAUAACAUUGAAAGAGAUUGUGUUCUCUAAAGGUUUCACUUUAGAAAAUAGAGCAAUAAAGUAAAUGUUAACAAUGACGAGAAUGUGUGAUGUUAACAUAAACAUUCACUUGAAAUGUAAACAAAAUGAAAAAAUGACCGACUUUUCUGAUCCUUUUGUAACUACGUUUGGAAAAACUUUAUGAAACUACAUCAAACAGAUACAGAUUCAUUGUAGAAAUGGAUUGAAAUUGUCAAUGAAAAUGCUUAAUAAAAAAAACA